CGACCUGUAAGCAGGGAUAUUUGAUUCGCACUGAGCUUAAAAGGCUGGUCGUUGCGAUGCAGCGUGCGCAUGUGCUGUAACUGCCUUCCUGAUGAAGGCACUGCUGAGUGCUGAUGCGGGUCAAUAAUUCACGCGUCGCACCAUGGAUGAUCCUGCUCAUGGAUGCAAGGGGCAAUGCAAACAUUUUAAAAUAGAUGUGAAUGCCUCACCAGCCAACACAAUUCACCUUUGAUAUUUCUAUCCGUCAUUGCACGCUUUUAUCAUGGAGAGUUCAUCAAUUUGGCGCCUCCCCCGAAGUCUCCAAGGCAGCACGGAUGAGCAUAAGGGGGCUUCCCGCAAUCCCACCUCAGGCCGGACACCCCCCCCUUCUUCAAUUGCAAGAGACUUCUGGAUUCCCCAAGUCUCCGGAGAUGGUCAGAUCUACUAUGUCAACACAGUCACUGGGCAACUAUCUCGUGAUCUACCGUUCGACACGGAGGAUGAAACGUUUGAUUGUGAUCUUGCAGGCUUAACUUCAUCACAAUGGAGCUCUCGUGCUGGCACCGGCGCUGGUCUCGGUUUUGCUUCUUAUGGGGGAUUAGAGCCUGCCCGACCACCUAGCAUGUCAUCUUCUCAUUACCCACAUAACCUAAAUGGUGUUUUGACGGCUCCCGCAAGACCGUCCUCGCCAUUACUUCUCGCAGACCUUCCACCAGGGCGCACUCGUGCCCAGACAGACUCUUCUGCUCUUCCCUCCAAUCGUCAUACGUACCGCAUUCCCGGUGGUCUCUCCGGUUCACCGACCGACCAAGUACUAAAGAGGAGUCUUACUACGCGGGAGAGCUCAUCUACUAGCCGUAAGAUGUCUUUGUCUAUGGAUCAACUUGAAGAUCCUCGUCUCUUCUCGUACUCUCACCGUCCGCUUGUGGCCAGACAGGGCUCUCGAUUAAAGGAAGCUGCCACAUUACCCAUGCCUCCCCAAGUCCAGGAACUUCUGCCAGACGAAGAUCCUUCUCACCUCCUGACUGCAGUACCAUCUCUGGAGGAAGUUCUUUCUCCUCGACCACCAGAGCUUAUUUCUGAAUUGCUAGAUCGUUUUGGAAUCCCUCGCGUUGCAGAUGAUGAAGUAAUCGUUGAUAGCCUCAUCAGUACCGCUGUUGCUUCAGUUCGUGAUUUACUCUACGUCUCCGGUCCUUCUUUCGGUCAAAUACCAAGUCAUCUUGUUCCGAAAGGAUCACAAGAUGAACAGAGCACGAGCACAGCGUCGCACACGUUACUCGUUCCUGCACAGCGUCGAGCUAUUGCGACACUUUCAAAGUUUCUACUCUCUGCGAGAGCGAUCUUGAAUGACGGUCCUUGGAGCGCAAGUGACAGCAUCGGCAACCUUGCAACUGAUGCCACAGAACUUGAGCGCUCCGUUGUCGAUUUCGUGUCGAUCACGCAAAGUUGUCGUUGUGACGAGUUGGACUGCGACAAGGGUCCAAGACACUUGCAGGGUUACUUCUCAGCACCACAUGCAGGACUUGGGAAGGCUGGCGCCGGGGCUGCUGGGGCUUGGAAAGGAUUUGGUUGGGUCACUAUCGAUGGCAAUGAGGAAGCUCCCCGGCGAAGCUUAGACAGCGCAGUCUUAAACGACAUCGUGGGACUGGUACUGCAGGUACAAGACAGGUCAAAUGACUUCGUUGAAGGCUUACGUGCUUCUGCACCUGCCAACGUGGUAACGUCAACCGGCUUACGAAUGAUGAAUCAGUUGUCAUCCCUUCUCCACCACCUUGGCGACCUGCACGUCGCUCGGCAUGUCGACAUCGAACCGGUGGAUCAGGAGGAACUCAAUGAUGGUGCUCGAUAUCUCCGGACUGUUGAGAAAGCCAGAGUCCUCGUACGGUCGUUCGAAGCCGCUACUCAGGCUGUAUACGACGACGGCGCUGCACUACUCACCAAUACACAGCGGAUCCGUCAUGUAGAAGAAUGCGAAACAUGGCGCGGUCGGGAUGAACAUUAUGAUACCCUCGAAGCGCUCAACUCCUCACUGGACUUUAAUCUUCAGGUUCUGCGACAGACUCUCGAAAGUCUUCUCGGCAUCGUGCAGGAACAGACGGAUAUUCUUGAACGGAGUAACAAGAGCCCCACUGAGUGGCGUAUGUCACAACGUAGCCUCAUUACAGCAAUAUUGGCCGAAGAGGCACUUAACGGCACGAAUAACGGCCUCUACGAUACGAACAAUGACGAAGCAGAUGAUACAGAUGAUAUCCUCAGGAAUGUUGCAAGUAUCGAUAGUACUACGCCUAUAUCAGAAAUAUCGGCUUCGCCUGUAAUAAACGGACAACUACCUCUGAUAUCCGAUACAAUACCAUGGGCUGACUAUGAAGAUCUUCGCAUAAUUAGAACCCCCCCUCGGCAGGACAAGAUAAAGGCGUUCUUUGGUGACGACGCACCCUCUCACUAUCUCAUUACCCUCAAUGCCGAAACCAAACCAUGGUAUCUGAGACCGACGUACGAUCCCAAUGAUGUACUAGUCGACCCUGAUGGAACUACGCGAGGUGGAACGGUUGCAGGCCUAGUUGAGCGGCUAACCGCUCACGAGUAUGCUGAUCCCAAGUUCAGCAAAGCUUUUCUGAUGACUUACAAAACCUUCACAACCCUUGAUGAAUUGUUCAGGUUGUUGGUGGAGCGCUUCUGGAUACAGCCUCCAGAAGGUCUAAACUCCCCGGAGCUGGUGGAGUGGCGGAAGCUUAAGCAACAGAUUAUUCGUAUCAGGGUUAUUAACACGAUUAAGUCAAUGGUUCAAGAUGACGAUGUGUUGGAGAGAGACGACGCGUACAUCCUUGAUCGCAUGAUAGAAUUUAUUUCGCAUGAUGAAGUCAUCACUCUACCUGCGGCAAAGCAGCUUAUGGUGAUCAUUAAACGUGCUCAGCGAGGACGUGAUCCGAACAAAGUGACGAUUAGCACGGCUCUGGAUCCGCCACCUCCGCCAAUAGUCCCUAAACGGAUGGAGCUACUCGACAUUGACUCCUUGGAGCUAGCAAGGCAAUUGACCAUCACAGAAAGCCAGUUAUACCAGAAGAUUCGACCUUCUGAAUGCCUUUUGCGGUCCAAGGAAUCGAAAACUGACCACCAUGACAACAUCGCAAACUUCAUUCGCCGUAGUAACAGAGUAAGUUCCCUGGCUGCACGUGCCAACUGGGUCGCAUAUGCCAUCCUUUGCAAAGACGAACCUCGCAGACGCGCUUCCAUCAUGAAACAUUUCAUCAGUCGCUGCAGGCACAUUCAGAAUUUUUCGACUAUGUUAGCUAUCGUAUCUGGCCUAAACUCGUCACCUAUCCGUCGGCUUAAACGCUCUUGGGAGCAAGUGGGCACCAGAUACAUGUCACAGUUGGAAACAUGCGAGACAACAAUCAAUUCUUACAAGACGUUUAACAUCUAUCGACAUGCCCUUGCGAAAGUUUCCCCGCCGUGUGUUCCAUUCGUUGGGGUGUUUCUUACUGCCUUGACACACAUUCAAGACGGCAGUAAGGAUUCCCUUCCGAACAACCUGGUGAACUUCCGAAAACGCCAGAAGGUUUCAGAGGUAAUCCAAGACCUUCAACGCUGGCAAACUCAGCCGCACAACUUCCAUCCCCUCCCAUCUGUUCUUGUCUACUUGGAUGAUGUACUUGGACAGUUUGGCGACAAAGAUGUCAGCGAUGUCUUCUGGCAGCUGAGCUUAGAAAGGGAGCCGCGUGAAAAGGAAGAAGAGAAACUUGCAAGGAUGCUACAUGAAAGUGGUUUUCUUUUGAGCCUCUCCAGAGUUACUCUGCUAUCCUGACGCUUCUACUGGUUAGAUACGCAACUUCUCCCGCAUUACUGUAUCUCAUUGGACACCAACUUGAACGUACUCUAUUGAUAAGUUAUCCCAAUUACCGUUAGAUGGCAUCCCUCCAAUGUAUCUACCCAGGAUUUCAAGAGCUGAAACCUUGUUGUGGUGCAUCAGGAAAAGCACUGGUUUGGUUAUCUUGUCACUUAAUUAUGUGAAAGGGUCAUUGGUUACUACUCGCUCGUGCACAUCACAUUUCGCGCAGUCACAUAGAUGUCACGGAAAGUCAUGGUGUAGUCACACUGGCCGAUUUCGCAGUCCGACACGCUUAGGAUAGACAUUAGGAAUAUAUAUACAAGUGUACCAGUGGCUAAUAUAUAGUAAUUUAAUUGAAUAUGUAUUGUGG
This is a messenger RNA of Suillus subalutaceus, 4178 nucleotides long. RefSeq names its product ras GEF. Gene Ontology annotation, cellular component: plasma membrane. Gene Ontology annotation, molecular function: guanyl-nucleotide exchange factor activity. The transcript has 12 exons. The coding region runs from base 263 to 3784 and encodes 1173 amino acids. Gene Ontology annotation, biological process: positive regulation of GTPase activity; Ras protein signal transduction. Lineage: Eukaryota; Fungi; Basidiomycota; Agaricomycetes; Boletales; Suillaceae. The record is from RefSeq and is a predicted model, not a curated record.